CAUAGCCAAUGAGAGUUGAGAAGAAAAUAACGCAAGGCUUGAGAUGUAAACAGCAACCGGUCUAGCGUCUGCUUUGGUGAAACCAAAUGAAGCUACAGGCGAUAUCCUCCUGUACAACUGUGUGCGUCUCUUCGUUCAUCACCACAUCACUGCCGAAACACUCACCAUGAGGCUCAUGUCCCGCAGUGCUGCCCUGGAGUUUAUCUUGUUGCUGUGCUGCUGUCACUUAAUUCUUGGCCAAAAAUCUGAUUCUGCCUUAACUGUGGUGGAAAAUAAGGAAGGAGGAGGAGGAAGAGGAGAAGGCCGUGAUGAUGAUGAUGAUAAAGAGGAGGUAACAGUUGAUGAAGAUGAAGGAGAUUUAGAGGUGGUCCAACCAACUGAGGAGUGGCAAACGCUCAAGCCAGGCCAGGCAGUGCCCACAGGUGCCCAUGUGAGGCUGAAUCUGCAGACAGGUCAGAGGGAGGUCAGACUGGGAGAGGAGCAGCUAAAAUACUGGACACAUGAACACAGGGACAAAGAAGAGGUCCAGACCUUGUUCAAUCCUGAUGAACUGAAACAGGCCAUGAAGAAGAUAAAGGAGGACCUGAACUCUGUGAGCACAGACCAACAGGACUCUGUGGUUUCUAAAUAUCGUCCCCUAGAUGAAUUAAAGAGAGACAUGGCUCAGCUUGAGGUGUUGGUGGAGACGGAUGCCCAGAUAAUGAAGCGCAUGCUGGAGCAGUUGAACAGCAGCAAGUCUUCUACAGAGCAGAGGCUGAACAUCCUGCAGGAGCUGGAGUACCUGGUCCAUCAGGUGGAUAACGCUCAGACCCUGUGUUCGAUGGGAGGUCUCCAGUUCAUUCUACAGGGUCUGAACAGCUCAGACUUCAGAUUACAGGAGAGCUCUGCUUUUGUCCUGGGAUCUGCUGUGGCAAGUAACCCUGCGGUUCAGGUGAAGGUUGUGGAGAGUGGUGCUCUGCAAAUGCUUUUAACCAUACUGGCCACUACGCAGCCAGUCGGAGUGAAGAAGAAGGUUCUGUAUGCAGUGGCCUCCCUCUUACGUCACUUCCCCUAUGCACAGUAUUACUUCCUGUCACAUGGAGGUAUGCAGGUCCUGUCAGAGCUGUUCCAGGCAGAUGGAGGAGAGGUUCUGCGUACCCGCAUUGCUACCAUGUUGUAUGAUAUGAUCAGCGAGAAGGAGCUGAUCUCUCAGGCAGGUCUGGAUCCAGUGCUAGAUGCCUCCCAUGAAGAGCGGGUGCGUCAGUACUCUGAGGUGUCCUUGCAGAGGGAGCUGCUGGAGAAGGGCUGGUGCAGUCUUGUCCCACAGCUGCUGGAGUCCAAUGAGCAUGACUACAGAGAGAAGGCUCUGCGAGCUUUGUUGGUGAUGGCUCCCGUGUGUUUGGAACAGUACCACUCAGACAGCUCUCUGCUGGGCUCUCUGCGCUCUCUUAGAGACCAGUACGAGGACAUGAUUCAGUCACAGAUGAUUCUUGGAGAAGAGAACAGUUACUUUGCAGAAAUCGUAGAACUUAUAGAUGCUCUGCAAGUCAAAAUAAAAUGAUGAGACUGUUGUACAGUGUGGGGUUUUAUAUUGCCCUCUAUUGCCAAGAGGAGAACACAGACUUCUAGACUGUGGGAAUGAAACAAGUGCAUCAGCUGCAGAAGAACAAAGCUCUAAGACGGGAGUCAGAUGCAUGCAAGACAUGGACACACUUUCCACAUCGUUGUUGGACUGAGCCUGUAGAUCCUGGAUCCAUAGGUCUGUUUGAACUUCAGCAACUAUGAUUUCAUUUUUGGCCUUUGAAUGUUUGUUGAGGUUGAUGGAGAUUUUUUUAUUUUUAUUAUUUUAUUUGAAGAAUAAAUGCAUUAUUUUAAAAUCAU
Molecule: messenger RNA, 1860 nt
Organism: Acanthopagrus latus (yellowfin seabream)
Lineage: Eukaryota; Metazoa; Chordata; Actinopteri; Spariformes; Sparidae
Gene: sil1
Product: SIL1 nucleotide exchange factor
Exons: 12
Coding region: 167-1540 (457 amino acids)
Source: RefSeq, a predicted model, not a curated record